Messenger RNA from Penicillium canescens, 450 nucleotides. RefSeq lists its product as uncharacterized. The transcript has a single exon. Lineage: Eukaryota; Fungi; Ascomycota; Eurotiomycetes; Eurotiales; Aspergillaceae. The coding region runs from base 1 to 450 and encodes 149 amino acids. The record is from RefSeq and is a predicted model, not a curated record.
AUGCCCUCCGCCACGAACGGAGCCUCCUCCACCCCGGACGCUCUGGCGUCCAAUCUCCUUGUCAAAUUGUCAGCCAGUUGCGCCCUCGAAGAUCUCCAAGAAACCCUACUUGGUUCUCUCCACCGUGUAGGUUGGACCGACAAAGUCACAACCCUCGCCACUGAACUCCUCCGUGCCGGCCGAUGCGAAACCUUCGACGAUGUGAUGGAGGCAAUCCUAGCUUCAGCAGAAGGCAGACCGCACCGCGCGCUAAGCUCAAAAGCCACAAACAGCACGAACGGCACCAAGAAAGGCAGCAAAGAGAAUCCCCCCUACGACCCUCUGAAGUACAUUGAAGAAGUUGAUGUCCGGAUACCUGAAGCGGUGGCAGAUGAAGGCGUCCGCGGUCUCAAGGAUAUUCUACGGGAUGUUGCCGACGUUGAGGGAGAGAGUGCGCCCAACGGCGACUAG